Messenger RNA from Sycon ciliatum, 729 nucleotides. RefSeq lists its product as uncharacterized. The record is from RefSeq and is a predicted model, not a curated record. The transcript has a single exon. Bases 1 to 729 code for a protein of 242 amino acids. NCBI's taxonomy places the organism in Eukaryota, Metazoa, Porifera, Calcarea, Leucosolenida, Sycettidae.
AUGGUUCGUCUUCGCCGGGGCACAGACAUCCGAAUGCUGGCUGAUCUGUACUUGAUAGAUACUGGGACUGUGAGUCGUAUCAUCACAACAAUGGUCAACUACAUGCACCUGCGACUGGGAAUGAUUCCAAUCUGGCCGCGUCCUUCCCAAGUGUCAGAACGAUUGCCCGAUGUGUUCAAGGACCUGUAUCCCACAACAUUCUUGAUCAUUGAUGCCACAGAGCUAAAAUGCGAAGUUGCGUCCAGUCUGCCUGCACAGUCCCAACUGUACAGCUCGUACAAGACACAUACCACCUUGAAGGGCCUCAUCGGUAUGACCCCAGAUGGUGCUGUGGCGUUCAUCUCCGAGUUGUUCACUGGAUCUAUCAGUGACCGCGAGCUAACGAUCAGAAGCCACUUCCUAGAUCUUCUCCCAGCAGCCGGGUAUGGGACAUCGAUUAUGGCAGAUAAAGGAUUCGACAUCCAGGAUCUUUUAGUGCCGUAUGGCGUCAAGUUGAACAUUCCCCCGUUCAAGCGAUCAGGACACCAGAUGGCCCUAGAAGACGUUCAGAAAACGCAACAAAUCGCCAAGUUACGAAUUCAUGUUGAGCGUCUGAUGGAGCGGAUCAAGGAGUUCAACAUCUUUUCCAAGAUUGUUCCAACAACUCUUUUCCCCAUCAUCAAUCAGAUAUGGACAGCCUGUUGCCUUCUCAUAUUGUUCCAGGCUCCUUUACUUGCUGAUGCAAAUUAA